Drosophila bipectinata is the source of this 3456-nucleotide messenger RNA. RefSeq names its product protein bicaudal C (gene BicC). Gene Ontology annotation, molecular function: RNA binding; protein binding. Gene Ontology annotation, cellular component: cytoplasm. The record is from RefSeq and is a predicted model, not a curated record. Lineage: Eukaryota; Metazoa; Arthropoda; Insecta; Diptera; Drosophilidae.
UUUCUUGGUUUUGAAAACAAAACGACUGACCCAUUACGAAAUGCUUUCUUGCGCCUCCUUUAACAAACUCAUCUACCCGACGGCCGCAGAUGUCGCCAAAUCGCCCGUGGUGGGUGUUGAGGUGGGUGGCGGCGGCGGCGGAGGUGUCGGAGUGGGCAUGGCUGGGAGUAUUGGGUCCCUGGCCAGCCUCCAGACCCUGACCUCCGUUACGUCGAUGGGCAGCAAUGCGCCCAGCGAGACCCAGAGCGAGAUAUCCUCGGUGGAUAGCGAUUGGAGUGACAUACGCGCCAUCGCCAUGAAGUUGGGCGUAAAAAAUCCAGACGAUCUGCACACCGAACGGUUCAAGGUCGAUCGCCAGAAGUUGGAGCAGUUGAUAAAGGCGGACAGUGCCAUAGAAGGCAUGAAUGGAGCCGAGUAUUUCUUUGAUGAUAUCAUGAACACGACGGAUACCUAUGUGAGCUGGCCUUGCAGACUCAAAAUCGGCGCCAAGAGUAAGAAGGAUCCCCAUGUGCGAAUCGUCGGUAAAGUGGAGCAGGUGCAGCGGGCCAAGGAACGCAUCCUAAGCAGCCUUGACUCGAGGGGCACCCGUGUUAUCAUGAAAAUGGACGUUAGCUACACGGACCACUCGUACAUCAUUGGACGCGGCGGCAACAAUAUUAAGCGAAUCAUGGACGACACCCACACCCAUAUCCACUUUCCCGACUCCAAUCGCUCUAAUCCCACUGAGAAGUCCAACCAGGUGUCGCUGUGCGGCAGCCUGGAGGGCGUGGAACGAGCCCGGGCACUGGUCCGCCUCUCCACGCCCCUGCUCAUCUCUUUCGAGAUGCCCGUGAUGGGACCCAGCAAGCCGCAGCCGGACCACGAGACGCCCUACAUCAAAAUGAUUGAGAGCAAGUUUAAUGUGCAGGUCAUAUUCUCAACCCGUCCCAAGCUGCAUACCUCACUAGUGCUGGUGAAGGGAUCCGAAAGGGAGUCCGCUCAAGUCCGAGAUGCCACUCAAUUGCUGAUCAACUUUGCCUGCGAGAGCAUUGCAAGUCAAAUUCUCGUGAAUGUCCAGAUGGAGAUCUCGCCGCAGCACCACGAGAUCGUUAAGGGAAAGAAUAACGUGAAUCUACUUAGCAUCAUGGAACGCACCCAGACUAAGAUCAUCUUCCCCGAUCUUAGUGACAUGAAUGUUAAGCCGCUCAAGAAGUCGCAGGUGACAAUCAGCGGACGCAUCGACAAUGUUUACCUGGCACGACAACAAUUGCUGGGCAACUUGCCCGUAGCAUUGAUCUUUGACUUUCCGGACAACCAGAACGAUGCCUCCGAGAUAAUGGGGCUCAACACCAAGUACGGCGUGUAUAUCACCCUGCGCCAGAAGCAGCGCCAAAGCACCCUGGCCAUUGUGGUCAAGGGCGUGGAGAAGUUUAUAGACAAAAUAUACGAAGCCCGUCAGGAGAUACUGCGCCUGGCCACGCCCUCCGUCAAGCCGGAGAUCCCCGAGCUCUACUUCAUGCCCAAAGACAAGGACCUGAGCCUGGCCUACCGAACUCAACUGACUGCCCUGCUAGCAGGCUAUGUGGACAGCCCCAAGACCCCAUCCCUGCUUCCGCCUGCUCUGGCGGGUCAGCUCACGCCCUACGCCAACAACAACCACCUGCUGCUGAAUGCCAAUGCAGGUGUGGCUGUGGGUGGCUUGGCCACGCCCACGGGUAUAUGCGCGCCUACUCAGAAGUAUAUGCAGCUUCACAACAGCGCCUUCCAGCAGAGUCAGGUGGGGACUGCUCAGGCAGGACGCCCGCUCAGUGUGAACCACAACAACAACUACCUACAAGUGCCCGGCGGAGUGGGCGGAGUAGGAGGAACGGGGCAGCUGAAGCCACCGCCCAUGAACGUUUCGCCUCGAAACAGCUGCAGUCAGAACACCAGCGGCUAUCAGAGCUUCAGCAGCAGCACCACGUCACUGGAGCAGUCCUAUCCGCCUUAUGCCCAGCUGCAGGGAGCCGUCUCAUCCACCUCCUCCUCGGCGGGCUGCGCGAAUCGGGCGCACUAUUCUCCCGAUUCCACAUAUGGCAGUGAGGCAGGAAGCGUGCCGGGUGGCGGCGGAGGUGGUGGUGCCCGUCUGGGUCGCCGCCUGAGCGACGGUGUCCUCUUGGGCCUGGGCAACGGGUCAGGCGGAGGGGCUCCUCUGCUGCCUGGCAGUGCCGAGAGCUACCGCAGCUUGCACUACGACCUGUCCGGAUCUGGAUCUAUUUCGGGCUCUGGAACAGGAGCUGCCGGCAACAAGCAUGCCAAUAUCCAUCGGGCUUUCGACUUUGACAUGAAGCGGGCGUUGGGCUUCAAGGCCAUGGAGAGAACACCCAUAGCAGGUGAGCUUCGCACUCCCACCCCUGCCUGGAUGGGCAUGGGCCUCAGUUGCACCUCACCAGCUCCGCUCGAGACGGCAGACGACGGCGGCGGUGCCGGAGCUGGAGCAGGUCCCGGAAUGGGCAACGGAUGGCGGCUGCCGGCAGGACUGGGCUCUCCGUACGGGCUAAGCGCCACUACCGGGCUGCUGGACGCCACCCCAGUGAACCGCCGAAUGCAUCUGGCACAGCACAAGGACAUCCAGACCCUUCUCACUAGCUUGGGGCUGGAGCAUUACAUCAAAAUUUUUGUGCUCAACGAAAUCGACCUGGAGGUGUUCACCACACUGACGGAAGAGAACAUGAUGGAACUGGGUAUCGCCGCGUUUGGAGCUCGCAAGAAGCUGCUGGCGGCCAUCCACACGCUGCUGGCUAGCGAGGCAGCCUGCAGCAGUAUGCCCAGCAGCAGCUCCUCGCAGAAUUCCUCAUCGCCGCGAUUCUCCGGCAGUGCGGCCCCCGGCGCUGAGCGCCGUCCCUCCAACCAGUGGUGAUCCAUCCCAACUACACACCAGCACCACCACCCCUUUAUUUAUUUACUCUCCCACAACUAGUGGGUACUAUUUGCAUGCAUGCAUCGUUUUGUAGUCGUAGGAUAACAAAAACAAAAAAAAAAAAACAAAAAACACAGAAGUUGAAUCCCGGAAACGGAAACCCGUAGAGAACCUCUUGAAAUAUUCCCUAAAUGCGCGUGUGAGGACAUCACACAUACAGUUUGGCAUCGACCUUGACUUAUACUCGCACUUGUACUCAAAUUCCAAGUAGCAGAGCUGUGCUAGGGAAAAGUUAUCAGAAGUUCGCCCUAGCUCGUAGUUAUCUUAUUUUAAGCGAUUAAUUUAUUUCGAAAAUAUUUAUAUAAAACAAACACACAAAAAGAAAAUUGUAUUAGCAAAAAUUGUGAAUUAUUUAUGAAAUCAAACUAAACGAAAUCAUGUAUUGUAAGAAAUGAAUUUAUGUAAAUUAACUGAAAUAGAAAACGGAAAAAUAGGUACUCGCAGGCUGAAUUAAGUGAUAAGCGAAAAAGUCACUCGCAAAAAUUGAUAUGAAUAAAUUGAUGUCUAUUGAAAACUAA